Priapulus caudatus is the source of this 2287-nucleotide messenger RNA. RefSeq names its product methylmalonyl-CoA mutase, mitochondrial-like. Gene Ontology annotation, cellular component: mitochondrion. Gene Ontology annotation, molecular function: methylmalonyl-CoA mutase activity; metal ion binding; cobalamin binding. The record is from RefSeq and is a predicted model, not a curated record. Lineage: Eukaryota; Metazoa; Priapulida; Priapulimorpha; Priapulimorphida; Priapulidae.
GAGCAUGAACCAGUAACGAGCGCUGUUGCAUGCGAAAAUAGCCCCUAGCAAUAACAGAGGUGCCCGGAUGUUUUGGUUUCAGCUGAUCGAGAAGGCGUGUUUUGUAUGUUGUUGUUGUAUGAUCCAAGAAGAAGCUCGUACAACAAUAACGGGGUUAGACAUAUCAGUUUCAUGUCGGAAUAUACAGAGACAACCGUUGCACCCAGAAUGGGCAGAAAUGGCAAAAAAGCAACUAAAAGGAAAAGACCCAGAAAAGAUUCUUACAUGGGAAACUCCUGAAGGCAUUCCCAUCAAGCCGCUUUAUACCAAGCAGUGCAUUGCCGCUGCAGAGGAAGAGCUUCCGGGACAGUUCCCAUACACCCGGGGUCCAUACACAACUAUGUAUGCCCAGAAGCCAUGGACUAUAAGACAGUCGGCCAUGUUCAGUACAGUGGAAGACACAAAUAACUACUGCAAAGAAAGCAUAAAGGCUGGUCAGAAAGGGCUUAGUGUUGCUUUUGAUCUGGCGACACACCGAGGGUAUGAUUCUGACAAUCCGCGCGUGUGCAACGAUGUGGGAGUCGCUGGCGUCGCCAUAGAUACCGUGGAAGAUAUGAAGAUCUUGUUUGAUGGGAUUAAUCUUGGCGAGAGCUCCGUUUCGAUGACAGUCAAUGGUGCCGUGCUACCUGUCAUGGCGAUGUACAUAACUGCAGGGGAAGAGCAGGGCGUAAAACAGGAAGAUCUGAGGGGAACACUCCAGAAUGACAUCCUGAAGGAGUUUAUGGUUAGGAGCAGCUACAUCUACCCACCAGAGCCCUCUAUGAGGAUCAUUGGUGACAUUAUUGCUUAUACUGCAAAGCACAUGGGCAAGUUUAAUCCUAUCUCGAUCAGUGGCUAUCACAUGCAGGAGGCCGGAGCCGAUGCCGUCCUGGAAUUAGCUUUUACCAUCGCCGACGGUUUAGAGUAUUGCCGUGCUGGAUUGGAUGCCGGACUGUCCAUCGCUGAUUUCGCACCCCGGCUGUCGUUCUUCUUUGGCGUUGGCAUGAACUUCUACGUGGAGAUUGCGAAGCUGCGAGCGGCUCGCCGGCUCUGGGCGCACAUGAUGGAGGAGACGUUCGCGCCGACGGACCCGCGCUCAAAGCUGCUGCGUAUGCACUGCCAGACGUCGAAGUGGACGAUCACGAAGAAGGACCCGUACAACAACAUGGUGCGCACGACGAUAGAGGCGAUGGCGGCAUUGUUCGGUGGCACCCAAUCCCUGCACACAAACUCGUUCGACGAGGCGCUCGGCCCGCCGACGAGCCACAGCGCCCGCAUUGCACGCAACACGCAGGUGGUCCUGCAGGAGGAGUCCUUGAAUUCCGGAAGAGGUGGUGGACCGUGGGGAGGUUCCUACCUGAUGGAGAGCCUUACCGAUGAGAUGUUUGCAGCAGCAAGGACAUCGUUGCUGAGGUGGAGGAGUGGAGGCAUGUCGAAGGCGGUGGCGAGCGGGAUGGGCGAGGAGACGGGGUGGACGCCUGCGCGGCCAGCAAAGCAAGCGCGGAUCGACACGGCACAUGAGGUCAUUGUCGGGGUGAACAAGUACACGCUGGACAACGCAUCAGACACCGUAGAGUCGAUGAACGUGGUCGACAACACUCACACCAGGCAGAGACAGGUUGAACGGCUGCAGGCAGUGAAAGCCAGCAGGGAUGAUGGCAAGGUGCAGCAGACUCUGGCGGCAUUGACCGAGUGUGCGAUGACUGGGCAGGGCAGUCUAACUGAGGGUGCCGUGGACUGUGCACGGGCACGCUGUACAGUCGGAGAGAUCACCGCAGCACUGGAGAAGGUCUUCUCUCGUCACAUCUCGGCUGACAUGAUUGCCGUGACGGGAGCCGACCAUCACGACGAGCUGGGAGUGUCCUCUGAGAUGGAUCACGUCAUUCGCAGAGUGGAGAAGUUCCUGGAGCAUGAAGGGAGAAGGCCGAGACUGCUGAUUGCCAGCAUGGGUCAGGGAGGUUACAACCGCAUCGCAAAAGUCAUGGCCACCAGCUUUGCGGAUUUAGGAUUCGAUGUGGAUGUCGGGGCCUUAUUUCAGACGCCGGAGGAGGUGUCACAGCAAGCCGUCGAUGCAGACGUCUACGCCGUGUGCGUCAGCUCACAGUCUCAAUCAACCGACCAUCGCACCAUGGUGCCUCGCCUCAUGCAGUGUCUCAACGCCAUGGGCAGGCCGUAAGUCGUCUCACGCUCAACACGAAUCCCGCAGGCAGCCAUGAAGGUACUGGAGGACAUAGAGAAGGCUGUCACCAUCCGCUGUGCAUCACUGUAA